AUGGCCCUCAUGCGAACAAGCCGGGGCCCCAAGGUCAAGCUUACCCUGGAGGCCGGCCCUGGCGGCAUCGUUUGUGCCACGCUGACAAAGGAGCAGCGCACGGAGGCGAUCAAGAGGCCCUCGGUCAAGGAGAUGGUCGAGGUGUUCGAGCCGAUCUACAAGAAGGUGCUGCUCGAUGGCCUCCUCGGAAAGAAGGUGGCGCUCUUUGCAGAGGGCCGCCGCCGCCGCGUCCCCUGCGGGCCCAGCCUGGCGCCCUACCUGAAUGCGCCUUCCGACCAAGAGUUGCACUUCAAGGUGCGUUUCUGCCCCGAGGCGAAGUUCCUCGCACCCACUCGCGGCGACAAGGCUGGGCCGAAUGCCGAUUCGGCACCCGACAACGAUGGGUGGUACAAGAAGGGCCCCAAGGAACUGUUCACGUGGGCGGAGGCAGCGGCCUCCUCGCGCUCAUCCUAUCUGGAUGGGCUCAAGCAGUGCUUCGAGGCCGGCCAACUUUCCUUUGCUCAAUGCGUGUCGAAGGUCAAGCUGGCUGUGCAGCAGGCGCAAGUGGACAACGUCGUUGUGCCCCUGCCCAAAGACAAGGCGAUUGCGAAGUCCGCCAACCGCACCCGUAAGAUGCACACCCGCAGGAUGCACAUGCUCGGCCGCAACCGAAGCGUCGGCAAGACCGACGUCGACGGCUUUGAUUCGGCCGAGUCAAGCUUUAGUGAUCGGCUCGGCCCGCUGAGCCCCGGCCUGCGCGGGUGGCGCAAGCUCGCCUUGCGGGAGGCGGCGGCCAAGGAAAAGGCUGUGUUCGAGGCCCCACGCAAGGAGAUGAAGAAGGUGGAGGACAUCUACUAUGACGAGAAGGCUGCGGCCGAGGCCAUGGCCAAGGCUGCGGCGUUACGCCUUCUUGCCUCGGCCCUUCUUGUCAAGGCGUACCGCCGGUUGAGCGUGAAGCGCAAGGCAGAGCAGGCUGCGGAGGCGGGGCGUGAAGCGAGCCAGGACGGCGCUGCCAUCUCCGUCGCCUCCGAGGCCAUGGCCAAGGCUGCGGCGUUACGCCUUCUUGCCUCGGCCCUUCUUGUCAAGGCGUACCGCCGGCGCCUUCUUGCCUCGGCCCUUCUUGUCAAGGCGUACCGCCGGUUGAGCGUGAAGCGCAAGGCAGAGCAGGCUGCGGAGGCGGGGCGUGAAGCGAGCCAGGACGGCGCUGCCAUCUCCGUCGCCUCCGACGACGCCUCCGAGGACGCUGUCAUAGAGCGGGCUCACCACCUCAUUGUCCCCGCCACCGAUCCAACCACUGUCUCGCAGGCCGAUGCGGCGUCGCAGCCCAAGCCGCCGCUCGAGCUGUCCGUGAUCGUUGUUACUUACAUGAAGCCCGAAGGCAGGAAGAACGAGAAGGAGUUCUCCGUGGACCAUACGGUGAAAUAUGUUCUCGAGUCUUUCGGAUUCACGGGCCGCGAGCACCGCUUCCUGCAAAACCACGCUUCUACCCCUCUACACACGUCUGAUGAUCGCCUCUCCGACUUUCUCGACCCGGGAGCCAAGAUCACGCUCGACCACGGCGGACUUUCUGGUGGAUGCCCCUCUUCCUCAACGGCACCCGCUGUACCCGCGGCACUCGCGGCAAUGACAUGA
Emiliania huxleyi CCMP1516 is the source of this 1611-nucleotide messenger RNA. RefSeq lists its product as hypothetical. The transcript has 5 exons. The record is from RefSeq and is a predicted model, not a curated record. Lineage: Eukaryota; Haptophyta; Isochrysidales; Noelaerhabdaceae. The coding region runs from base 1 to 1611 and encodes 536 amino acids.